This is a messenger RNA of Nematolebias whitei (Rio pearlfish), 469 nucleotides long. It is a transcript of the gene c21h18orf32, whose product is annotated as UPF0729 protein C18orf32 homolog. The transcript is spliced from 2 exons. NCBI's taxonomy places the organism in Eukaryota, Metazoa, Chordata, Actinopteri, Cyprinodontiformes, Rivulidae. Gene Ontology annotation, biological process: positive regulation of canonical NF-kappaB signal transduction. The coding region runs from base 32 to 277 and encodes 81 amino acids. The record is from RefSeq and is a predicted model, not a curated record.
CUGUUUCAGAAAGCCCAUCUGAGCCAUAGUCAUGGUGUGCAUUCCCUGCAUUGUCAUUCCUGUCCUGCUGUGGGUCUACAAGAGGUUCCUGGAACCCAUCAUCUAUCCCUUUAUUUCCCCCAUCAUUAACACCUUCUGGACCAAAAAAGCAGUCCAGGAUACGAGCCCCAGUGAUCAGAAAGUCAGUGAAAUGAGUAAUGGAACGCACAAGCCUGAAAGCAACAGGGAGGCCGCUGCAAAUGGAGCUACUCUAGCAGCAGAUAAGAAGAUAGACUGAACACUCUGAAUGAUCCUUCUAAAGCAGAUUGUGUAAAUAUUUUUGUCAUGUGAAAUAGAAAACCUAUAAAUUAUCAGUCUUCAAAUACAUGAUUUUGAUAACGGUCAGAAGUUGUCUGAAGUAUGUUUUAAUUGUUUAAUUCUUAUUUGUAUGUUUGUCUUGUCAAAUAAACUUAUUGCAUAUACAGUAGUG